Pieris napi is the source of this 945-nucleotide messenger RNA. Its product is annotated as L-xylulose reductase-like. Gene Ontology annotation, molecular function: carbonyl reductase (NADPH) activity; L-xylulose reductase (NADPH) activity. Gene Ontology annotation, biological process: glucose metabolic process; xylulose metabolic process. The coding region runs from base 187 to 921 and encodes 244 amino acids. Lineage: Eukaryota; Metazoa; Arthropoda; Insecta; Lepidoptera; Pieridae. The record is from RefSeq and is a predicted model, not a curated record. The transcript has 5 exons.
AAUAUGCUUAUCUUUACAAGCGUUACGUUGAGAUAUCAGCGCUUAAAAAUAUUUUGUUGUCCUAUCGUAAAUGUCAGAGGUCUUUCAAACAAGACUAGUACCAGUUUCGCGGCGAAAUCAGUGGUUUAUAUUACUGUAACUUCAAUAGUUAUUGAAUGAGUUGUUUGCGUAUCUUUAAUAUUUAAAAUGGCAGAUUAUUUUAAAGGAAAAAGAGUGCUCGUAACGGGAGCUGGACAAGGGAUCGGUCGCGCCAUAGCCAUAGACUUGUGGCGGGCCGGCGCAAUAGUUGUGGCUCUAUCCAGAACAAGAUCUCAUCUCGAGAGCCUACAGAACGAGUACCCAUCUAUAACCAUAGUCGAUGUAGACGUGGCUGACUGGGAGAAAACUAGAACUGUAGUAGAAUCCCUUGGGCACUUUGACGCUCUGGUUAACAAUGCAGCUGUAGCAAUAUGUCAACCGUUUCUGGAGUGUACGCCGGAUGCUUACGAUCUGAUGUCAAAUGUGAACGUUAAAUCGAUUAUUAAUAUCAGUCAAGUCGUUGCUAAGAAGAUGAUAGAGAAUAAUACAAAAGGAGCUAUUGUCAACAUUUCUUCCCAGGCUUCGAAGGCUGCAUUAAAAGAUCACACCAUAUACUCAGCGUCAAAAGCUGGUUUGGAUGCAAUUACUCGGGCCAUGGCGUUGGAGUUAGGGCCGUAUGGGAUUAGAACGAAUGCGGUUAAUCCUACAGUGACCAUGACUGCGAUGGCGCAAGUUGGGUGGUCGGAUCCUGAAAAAGCGGACGCAAUGCUUUCGAAGAUACCUCUUGGAAGAUUUGCACAAGUAUCUGAGGUGUCAGAUGUAGUACUGUACCUCCUCAGUGACAAAGCAAGCAUGAUAAACGGCGUAGAAUUGCCCAUCGAUGGAGGUUUUUUAGCAACAUAAACAGCUAAUAUUAAAACACGUAUA